AGAAGGGAAAUAUGUGGGAAUUGACGUCCUUGCAUAAAAAUACAUUUCUCUCAUAGUUGUGUAUGUGAAAUGUAGUAGAGUGGUUUAGUUCUUCUGUUCAAAGCCGAAGAGCAGUCAAAGGGGGCCUUAUGUUUUGAGAAAUUGCAAGUGAAGUGAUGUCAGUAAAGUGAAUGGCUAAGGCUGGAUGAUGGGUUCAAUUUCUGGCAGGUAAAGAGGGGAUAUUUCUCCUGGCAACUGAACCAGCAUUGGGCCCACCCAGCCUCCUAUCCAACAGGCAUGAGGAGUUCCUUCCUUGUCGACAAACCAGUUGAAGCAUGAAGUUCACCACUCAUCUCCAUCUAGUAAUAAGGACCACUGCCACCCGGUAAAAAUCCAUUUGCAGUCAAAUUAAAUAAAUAAAAUAUGCACAGGAACAAUAAAUGUCUUCUAUACUUGGAAUGUGCAAGGGGCACAUAAUCAAGCUGUAGCACCAAGGGAUAAAGAAGUUCCCCUGGGCAAAGUGUCAGUGUUUUAUUUGAGAGGUAGAGGCCUUGCGACGGGAUGAUCACUUGUCCAAGGAGCCCUACUUGUCUAAUAGAUCAAAGCCAAUGAAAGUUGGGACCCACAGAUGCUCAGGCACUGAAGAACAGGUCACCUAAGUAUCUAAGUAACUUUUGGACACCAUCUUCAGUUUUCUUGCACGCAAGACAGAUUUUUAUACUGGUGGUGGUGAAGGUGCUGGAGAAAAGUUGGUAAUGGCAAAAUUCAAGAAGUACCAGAAACAGGCAUUAGAUUUGCAUGCAAAAAAGAAAGAAGAGAGAGAGGAAAUUGAAAAGAAGAGGAAAGAUAGAUUAGUACAGAAGAAAAAGGAAGAAGAAGUCCUCGUCUCUAAAGAGGAAGCCACUAUAACUGAACUGACAGAUGACGAAGCGUUGCAGUUACAGAAUGAAAUUGAAAAGGACAAAGCCGAAAGUUCAGAUGACACACCCAGUGUCGUUCCAUCUGAGAAAACCGAAGGGGAAGCGAAAGUGGACUCGGAUGAAGAGGAGGACCCGAAAGAGAAGGGGAAGUUGAAACCCAAUUCUGGUAACGGCUGUGAUCUUCCAAACUACAGGUGGACGCAAACACUAUCAGAGAUUGAGCUUAGAGUACCAAUCAAAGUGAGCUUCACGAUAAGACCCAGAGACCUGAUCGUUGACUUUCAUAAGAAGCAUCUCACGUGUCGAGUGAAGGGCCAACCUCCUAUCAUUGAUGGAGAACUUCAUAGUGAGAUUAAACUUGAGGAGACCACGUGGGUUUUAGAAGAUGGAAAAACUGUGUUUAUCACUUUAGAAAAGGUGAAUAAAAUGGAGUGGUGGAGUCGGCUUGUGCAGACAGAUCCGGAGAUAAGUACCCGUAAAAUCAACCCCGAACCCUCCAAACUGUCGGAUCUGGACGGUGAAACACGCGGCCUUGUCGAGAAAAUGAUGUACGAUCAGAGGCAGAGGGAACUGGGUCUUCCUACCUCAGACGAGCAGAAGAAACAGGAUAUCAUUAAAAAGUUUAUGGAGCAGCAUCCUGAAAUGGACUUCUCAAAAUGUAAGUUCAAUUGAUUGAUGACGGACAGCGGAUGAAGCCGGCUUUCCAGACUGAAAGUUGCCGAGGACACGACGAAUUAUAAAUCUUGUUUAAUCUCAGAUAACGUAAGGUUAGCAUUUUGCUCAGCAGGUAUAAUAUUUAAUUUUCGAUCUGUCAUCAGACGUUAACAGUUUUAAACACUUUUGAUAUGGUUUGUAAUCUGGACGGAUGAUAUUCCUGUGCAGAGAAAGAGAUGUCGAGUCUUCAUUUCGAGUUCGAUGUUCGUGUGGAAUAAUGUGAAUGAGAUGAGAAAAUUUGUUGGAAGUUCAUGAACUUAUUGUCAAAAGACACAGCACAUUUUUAACUCUUAGUUAUUCAAAAGAACAAGUUAAACGUUCACAAAUAGCAACGCACUUGUAUUUCACCGAGAAGACGACGAUACGAAGCAGCCAAAUGCCACUUAAAAAUUGUAAUAUUAUUUCCUGGAUAUUAAUCACAUUUGGGACAAAAUGUGUUCCUGCAUUUCACAAUUGAAUAUUUCUAACCCAUUUAUGUGUCUGUCAUUUUUAUGAUAUUGAAUAAUGUAUGUGAUAUUUUUUUGGCGUUAGCUGACGUUUGGUUAAUGCUUUCUACAAGUACAUCUGCUGAUGUAAUGAUUAUAAAAAAAAAGUACCAUAAAAUUAGAUUACCAAUUUAAUCCUUUUUUCUUCUGAAUUUUUUCACGUGUAUAUUUUCUGUUACUUUGUCUUAUUUCGCUGAGGUCUUUAACAAGAAAGAAGGACAGAGUCCAGAUAAGUUUAUUUUAUUAUUUUAUAAAAAGUGAUAGACUAAGGGAAA
Messenger RNA from Zootermopsis nevadensis, 2373 nucleotides. The record is from RefSeq and is a predicted model, not a curated record. Lineage: Eukaryota; Metazoa; Arthropoda; Insecta; Blattodea; Termopsidae.